Opisthorchis viverrini is the source of this 405-nucleotide messenger RNA. RefSeq lists its product as hypothetical. NCBI's taxonomy places the organism in Eukaryota, Metazoa, Platyhelminthes, Trematoda, Opisthorchiida, Opisthorchiidae. Bases 1 to 405 code for a protein of 134 amino acids. The transcript has 2 exons. The record is from RefSeq and is a predicted model, not a curated record.
AUGGAUAGCUAUGUGGAUAAACCAACGACCGGUUUCACUACCGUCACUCGAACAAGCCAUCAGUUAGUGCAGUCGGAAGCGGGAAACGAAGCACGUCUGCCAGAAUCAGAAACCCUACCUGAGGGUACUGACUCAACACAUCAGGUUCAGUCAGAGUUUCAUGCUCAACAGGUUCAUUUCACAUUGGGUACCAAAUCAAAAAUUAAAGGUUCAUAUGACAAGGAAAAUAAUCUAUUCAGAGAAAACCGUCCAUCGAGUAAGCUCUCAGCUGUAACAUCCUUUCGGUGCACAGCUGCCUUGGCACCCGAAGAAAGCACGAGGACUGAGAUACUGCCAAACCACCCAAAGCUAGACAGAAGCAGUCAGGAUCCAGAGGUUAGGUUCGAACCAAGGACCCUCCGGUGA